AUGAAGAACUCGUGUCAGCGAUGUGAAGGCACCCAGGUGAGCUUUGAACCGCCGCUCCCAGAGGCAGCUCGCGGAAAGUCAGGAAGCUCCCGUGCCCGCGGGGAGAGGCUGCAGGUGCCCGGGCCAGGGCAGCCAGAGGCGGCCCGCCUCCCGCUACCCGUCCCGCACGGAGCCGACCGGGGCCCCCCGACGGGCGGUGCCCGCCCGGCCCGGCCCCGCCCCGCUCCUCGGGGCGCGGAGGGAGCGCGGCCGCCCCGCGGUGCCGGACGUGUGCGCGGAGCGCGGCCAGGCGCCGCGGCCGCCCCUCCCGCUGGCCAGAGAGAGCCGCGUCCCGCCGGGAGCGGGGCUCGGCAGGACCGCCGCGCGGGAGGGAGGGGAGCGGGGAAGGAGGGAGCGAGGGAAGGAGGCAGUCUGGCGGCCGCGGGCGCCUCGCCGGGUCGCGCCCUGGGUCCCCGCCGCGCUCCCCGCGGGGAAGGCGCCCGGGUGCCGUCCCGCUCCGCCGCUGCCCCGGCGAUCGCCGGGCGGCUCUCGCCGGCGCCACAGCCCCGUCCGUGCCGCCACCUCCGCGCUGUGCCCCGUCCCGCCGCGGCUGUUCCCCGGCCUGUCCCUAAGGCUACAGCCCUGGCCCAGGAGAAGCAGCCGCCCGGCCGCCGCUCGUGCAAUGAAUGGAAGCGCAGCCAGCGGUCCAGGUCCUCCCUCCCGUCCUCCCAAUCCCGCAGAACUUCAGCGGUGCCGCUGCCUCACCGCUCUUGGGCAGAGGCGGCUCCUCCGCGCUGGGGCUCCGCUCUCGCCGCCGCCUCCGGCCCGCGCCCCGCCGGGCUCACCCUCCUCCGCUCCCGCCGCGACCAUGCACCGAGGGAGGAGGAAUGGGAUCCCGGCGAGGGCCGACCCGGCCGCCCCCAGCCGGAGGGAGGGAGCCGCGCCGAGGGGCGGGGAGGGACGGGACGCGGGCGCCCUGCCCUGCCCAGGACCGGCCCCCUCAGGCUGACGUCCCCCGCUCCCACACCGCCGGCCGCGGGGGAGCGCCCAGAGCGGGGCCGGGCGGGGGCCGAGCCCGGGUGUGGAGGCACCGCGGCCAUGGGCGGGCUGGCGUGCCCCGGUCGCUAUCGCAGCCGGAGACAGAGGCUCUGGAAAUAG
Molecule: messenger RNA, 1137 nt
Organism: Zonotrichia albicollis (white-throated sparrow)
Lineage: Eukaryota; Metazoa; Chordata; Aves; Passeriformes; Passerellidae
Source: RefSeq, a predicted model, not a curated record